This is a messenger RNA of Effrenium voratum, 1285 nucleotides long. NCBI's taxonomy places the organism in Eukaryota, Dinophyceae, Suessiales, Symbiodiniaceae. The record is from the annotation of a GenBank genome assembly.
AGAGUUUUGGGGCUCAACCAGCAACUACACUUGGCCUGAUCUUCCUCAGCAUGGCUCGCCGCUCCAGCAUGAGCGGCCUUGGCGCCCUGUUUGUCCUCACGGUGGUUUUUUGUGUGCUGGAUCUGUGGCGUACUCCCGCCGACGUGCCGCGGCAUUUGGCGCUGGUGGUGGCGGAUGAGCAGCCGGACCCCGAGGGCUUCAUGACCAAGGUCUUCGCGGCAGCUGCACAGGGCUGUACCGCCGCCUUGGUCGCCGCCAUCCUCUCCGCCAUGUGCGAGCCGCUGGUGAACCGAUUGCUGGUGAAGCGCAUGACAGUGAGCCAGGCCUACCAGGAGGUCACAUUCAAGCUGGUGUCCAACUUCUUCCUCACCACCUUCCCCACCAACAUGCUGAAGUUCCCGGUCUUCGAGGUGAUCAACCGCGCGAUGACCUUCACCUCUUUGUCCCCCGGUGUCAGCGGCCUCAUCAGCGGCUGGCUCUUCUGCACCGUCAUGCUGCCCGUCACCAACUACCGCUUCCGCAAGAGCAUGGGCUGGGAGAUCAAGCCGGCGCUCCUGUACCAGGCCUACGUUCCCACGGUGUGCCGAGACAUUUUGUACGGCUGGGCGCGUGGGCUGUCUGGCCCCUUGCUGCUGGAUCUCUUCGCGCCCACCACCUUCACCCACAAGGCAAUGGUCUUCGGCCUCACCAUUUGGGCUUCUUGCAUCCUUUCUUCGCCCUGCAACGAGUGGCGUGGAUACACCCUGCAGCCGCCGGACAAGGUGCUGCCCUUCAAGAUUUACUUCAAGCCGAUCAACUAUGCGCGCUCCACAGGAAUUGGCUCGACCAUUAUGGGCGUGGCGCUGAUGAUCGGCAUGUUGGUAACGCCUUAUGCCGAGGAUGCAUUCGCGUACAUGAAGGAGCACACCGCAGUGGCAAUGGCCUUGUGCGCUCUGGCAGUGGUUGGCAUCGUGGCAUUGACCAAGUGAUUGCAAUACGCGGCGCGCGCGAAUAUUUCUGGGAGCUGCCCGGCGAUCGGGUGAGAGUUGCCAACUCGUCGGGGUCAAGUUGAGUGUCACGGUGGGGAGCAAUUCGGUUUUCCGGGCCCAGCUUGGCCUCCGUUUCACCUUUUGGUUUAUGGGCCAAGAAACAGGCUGGGGGUUGUAAACCAGGGUCCCCCCCCCCCUCCCCCCUGGGGUUUGAAUCUGGAGCCUGACAGCUCAGGCUUCAAUGCUCGCCCUUGACUUCCAUGUUUGAUGGAGGUACAGUUUUCACGGCAGACACGGCCCAAUUUUUAGCAGGAGGG